AUGGAAAUUUAUGAUAAUAGUAGAGCUCAAGAAUUGAUAGAAAACAGAACUGUCCAAGGUAUAUGUGUAGCUGAUGGUGGUUACGCACAGACACAGUAUAUCUAUACUCCGCAUUCUAAUCCUAUUACAAAUGAACAAAAGAGAUACAAUUAUGCUCACAUUAGAACAAGGAAUGUGGUUGAACGUGUCAAUGAGUUAUUAAAAAAUCGAUUUCGUUGCCUCAGUCGUAAAUUAGGAACUGCGACUACAACAUCGAACCUGGAUUUUGAUCAAAAUGAAUCACGGUUUCAAUCAGAGACAGUCGAUGCUGAAGUAUUUGUUGAUGGUGGAAAUGGAUUCAAUAUAAGAAACUCUUUUAUAAAUAGACAAUUUAACUAA
Messenger RNA from Macrosiphum euphorbiae (potato aphid), 378 nucleotides. NCBI's taxonomy places the organism in Eukaryota, Metazoa, Arthropoda, Insecta, Hemiptera, Aphididae. The record is from the annotation of a GenBank genome assembly.